GAUUCUCAUGUUUAAACUCAUCAAAGUCAAUCACAGCCGAGCGGCGCUCUUAAACUAGAGUUAAUCGUUUGCUAACUCGUCAUCUGUGUACUUACCUACGUGAACAUUAGCAAGCGUUAGCCGCGAGCUGCUGUUACCUAGCCUGUUAACUGAAGCCGAAAACAGGGAGGUAUAUUGCAAAGAGUUCCUUUGGUCUCAGGGCCUACUCCCCUAGCGACUAACACCUCACUACUUUGCAUGUAAUACAAAUCAAGUGAAUAGCACUUUGGAGUUGUCACGACCGGAGAGCAUAGGUAAAUAGAGCUGGCAUCGUUGGAACAACACCGUUUCAAAAUGGCUGCCUCAGCAGCGGCAGCACACAUUCAUCAGCUUGCUAAGUGCUAGCGAGCUAACUUGCAAUGUUUCGUGACAAUAUCGCGUACCUUCUUCAAAGCAAAAUGGCCUUUAAUAAAUUCGAGGGUAUAUGAAGUAGUCCAAUAACAACGAAAUGACACUCCUGCGUGGGUAUAAAGCUCUCGUAGAGUGGCUAUUGGUGUUUGUUUGGGUUUUCUGUGAGCUUACCACUGGCGCUGGCAGCUAGGGGAUUCGACCAGACACGGGAAUGCUGCGUUCAAGAAGUAACGUCAAUAUGCAACUUCAUAAGAUUCAAAAUGGUUGGAUUUGCAUCUUGUAGCCCUCUCAUGACGAGGGUUCCAGUGUGGAAAUCACCUCGAUGGCCAAUCAGAACUUCAAACCAAACCAAAGUUGAAGUGGUCUCUAAGGUCUCGUUGUUGAUUCCAUCCAAACUGACUUCAACCAACAGGCUGCUGCGCAUCAAACCUGUCAGCUGGGCUGGCACACGUCUAUGCCAUUCAGAGAAAAGAGACCCCAAAGAAAGUACAAGUGUGAGGGCCAUGAUUCAGGCUCCCAAACCAGCGCUGUACCUUGGUUUGUCUGGGCUCAUCCCAUUUGUCACUGCUCCUCUCCUUAUGGCGACCACUCAGUCCUUCUACCCCGAGGUGGCUCAUGCGCAAAUCAUGUACGGCGCAUGUAUAGUUUCAUUCCUUGGAGGUGCCCGCUGGGGGUUUGCCAUUCCUGAUGGUAGUCCCGCCCAACCUGACUGGAUAAACUUGGGCAAUAGUGUAAUUCCAUCACUUAUAGCAUGGCUGGCACUGCUCUGCAGGGACAAUGUCGUAGAGGGGGCCAUGGUUGUUAUAAUUGGACUUGGACUGUCUUUGUACUACGACCUGACACUGCUACCUGGAUACCCCGAUUGGUUUAAAGCCAUGAGAACUGUUCUCACUCUCGUUGCUACCUUUUCACUUGUGGCAACGCUGAUUUUGAAGAAGUUCUGCACUGAGAAGAAACUAUUACUGUUCAGCCAUUAAAUUGUUUGUUUCAUCCUCGUAAACCUAAUAAAAAUAAACCCCUUAAUGCUUGGAUUAUAUGUACCUCCACUACAGUUCAAAAGUUUGGGGUCACCCAGACAAUUAUGUGUUUUCCUUCAAAAGUCACACUUCUAUUUUUCAAUUGGGUUGCAAAAUCAAUAGAAAAUAUAGUCAAGACAUCGACGAGGUUAGAAAUAAGGAUUUUUAUUUCAAAUAAUAAUUUUCUCUUUCAAACUUUGCUUUUAUCAAAGAAUGCUCCCUUUGCAACAAUUACAGCUUUGCAGACCUAUGGCAUCCUAGCUGUUAAUUUGUUGAGGUAAUCUGGAGAAACUUCACUCACUCCACACUUCCAGAAGCACCUCCCACAAGUUGGGUUGGCUUGAUAAGCACUUCUUGCGUACCAUACGGUCACGCUGCUCCCACAGCAGCUCAAUGGAUUUGAGAUAUGUUGACUGUGUUGGCCACUCCAUUAAAGAUAGAGUACCAGCUGCCUGCUCUUUCCUAAAUAGUUCUUGCAUAGUUUGGAGGUGUGCUUUGGGUCAUUGUCAUGUUGUACCUCCAAUGUGACUCCAAUCGAGCGUUGUCCACAGUGUAUGGCAUGGCGUUGCAAAAUGGGAGUGAUAGCCUUCCUUAUUUAAAAUCCCGUUAAUCUUGUACAAAUCUCCUACUUUACCAGCACCAAAGCAACCCCAGACCAUCACAUUACCCUCACCAUAGUUGACAGAUGACAUCAGGCACUCUUCCAGCAUCUUUUCAGUUGUUCUGCAUCUCACAAAUGUUCUUCUCUUUGAUCCAAAGUCCAAACACUUCAAACUAUGAUUCGUCUGUCCGUAACAUUUUCCCCCCAAUCUUUCUCUGUCCAAUGUCUGUGUUCUUUUGCCCAUAUUAAUCAUUUCCUUUUAUUAGCCUGUCUCAGAUAUGGCUUUUUUUUUGCCACGCUGCCCUGAAAGCCAGCAUCCCGGAGACGUCUCUUCACUGUCGACAUUGAGACUGGCAUUUUACGGGUACUAUUUAAUAAAGCUGCUAGAUGAGGACCUGCGAGGCAUCCAUUUCUGAUACUAGAGACUCUUAUGCUUGGUUGUGCAGCGAGCCUCCCGCUUCUCUUUCUACUCUGGCUAGAUCUUGUUUGUGCUGCUCUCUGAAGGAAGUGGUACACACUACACAGCGUUAUAGGAAAUCUUCGAUUGGCAAUUUCUCUUAUGGUAUAGCCUUCAUUACUAAGAAGAGAUUGUCAAGUUUCAUGUGAAAGUUGUCUUUUUCUGGCCAUUUUGAGAGUUUAAUCAAACCCACCAAGGUGAUGCUCCAGAUACCCAACUCGCUCAAAGGAAGAUCAGUUUUAUAGCUUUUCUAACCAUCUAAACUAUUUUGAGCUGUGCCAACAUAAUUGCACAAGGUUUUGUAAUCGUCUAUUAUCCUUCUAAGGUAACUAGCAAGCACAAUGUACCAUUAGAACACUGGAGUGAUGUUUGCUGUAAAUAGGCCACUUUACAAAACUAUGUAGAUUCUGCAUUAAAACCAGACGUUUCCAGCUAGAAUAGCCAUUUUCCACAUUAAUAAUGUUUUUCUGAUUAGUUUAAUGUUGUUUCCAUUGAAAAAAACUGCUUUUCUUUCAAAGAGGAGGAAAUUUCUAAGUGACCCCAACUUUUUGAACGGUAGUGUAUAUUUCUUGUCAUGCUCCUGAUUUUGGAUUGUUAUCCUUAGCAAAACAACAGUUCCCAAAUUCACAUAAUGUACUGG
This is a messenger RNA of Corythoichthys intestinalis (scribbled pipefish), 3104 nucleotides long. Its product is annotated as transmembrane protein 69-like. The transcript is spliced from 3 exons. Lineage: Eukaryota; Metazoa; Chordata; Actinopteri; Syngnathiformes; Syngnathidae. The record is from RefSeq and is a predicted model, not a curated record. Bases 651 to 1367 code for a protein of 238 amino acids.